UCGCCCAAUCACUCUGACGUCGUCAUUUCAAAAGAGAGACCUAGGUUGUUAGGGAGGUGAAGUAGGGGACCUAGUGUCGAAUAUUCAGCGUCCAAGCUGGCUCACUUACGUUCUAGACGUCGGCAGUACCCGUCGGAAAGUUCGUAUACUCCCGGAGCGACCGUUCUCCAGCCGUCUGGCCAGCAGCAGUCUUCAUUGGGCGGCACCUCCGCGUCCCCCUCCCUUUCCUCGUCUUACUACCCCACCCAGUCUCUCCAGUCCGACGCCAUGACGGGGAGAGACAGAACAGCAGAGUUUACUUCAGUUGUCCACUCCCUCCAAUCCUAUCAUGCUCCGACAUCCAUGACUCCCCAUCCGAGAAGAAGGCAGUCUGAAAUAAUGGCUGCAGCCAAGAAGAUUGGCUAUGACAUCAACUGUACCUCCACAAAGCUGGAGAAACUUACAGAAUUGGCCCGGGGCAGAAGUCUGUUUGGAGACCCCACGGCAGACAUCCAGGAGCUGACUCAGGUCAUCAAGCAGGACCUCUCCAAACUAAACUCAGACAUCAGCUCCCUCCAGCAGCAGGCCAGGGCAGAGUCGUACGGCGACAGCAAACACAUGAGGACCCACACCUCGUCUGUUGUCAUCUCUCUACAGGUGAAGCUUGCCAACGUGUCCCAGGAUUUCAAGAGUGUUCUAGAGCUCAGAACAGAGAACCUAAAGCAGCAGAAGCAGAGACGUGAGCAGUUCUCUGCCUCUCCAGUCACCUCUUCGUAUCCUCCCAUGGAGAGAGAUGGGAUGUCGAGGUCAGUUCUACUGAGCAGUGACCAAACGGACAGUCAUGUGGGUAUUGACAUGGACUCCCUCAGAAGACAGCAGCAAAUGCAAGUCAUCGAGCAGCAGGAUGCCUACAUCCAAGAGAGGUCAGACGCCAUGGAAAACAUCCACUCCACCAUUGUGGAGCUGGGCACCAUCUUCAGACAGCUGGCAGAGAUGGUCCAGCAGCAAGAGGAACAAGUGGCCAGGAUAGAUGAUAAUGUCGAAGAAACCCUCACAAAUGUAGAUGCAGCACACACAGAACUUCUCAAGUAUUUCAAAGGCAUAACUUCCAAUCGUUGGCUCAUGUUGAAAAUAUUUGGUGUCAUAUUGGUCUUCUUCAUCUUUUUCGUUGUUUUCUUUGUAUGAUCAAACCCAUCAUGUGAUAUGUAAUAGUAUGAUACAAUUGAUACGGUAACUAACACUAUUCGUUAAUGAGGUAAUGCAUCAAUUUUCCAGUGCUGAUGGUUCCUACUGGGUUUUUGGUGAGUGGUACUCACAUGAAUCACACACCAGGGGGACAGGGCGCUCGUGUGAGAGAGAGCCUGCGAGCAUCUCCCGUAGCUUUUCCUCGAGGCCAAAGAGGUGAUUGUCUCGUGCAUGAGGGAACGUCUCUCUCAUGGUGCGGGCAAGGUUCAGAACGUACUCCACGUUGCACCCACUUGGUCCGUGGGACUCGGCCACCUGUCGGGCAAUGUCAUCCAGGGAGGCCGGUCCGAGGUACUCUAUGUUGGUCUCGGUGGCAAUGUAGACCAGGACGGGGAAGGGGGGAGUGUCCUUGUGGCAGGGGUGGAACGUGACGUGGUGGGUUGUGUAGCCGCCUUUUUCUCUGUGGUCCAGGUGAGGGAGUACGCUGCGGUCAGUUCUGAACGCCACACCCCACGUCACCUCCUGCACACAACAGCAAUGUACAAAAAGGUUUACUCCAGAUUGCGUAGUUGACAGUGCUCAGGUAUUGCUCACAAAUCGGUAGUCUACCAUUACCUCUUGUGCUUCCACCAAAGUCACCACUCGGCCUGGCUGAGAGAAUACGUAAAAUAGAGUUUUAUUCUAGGCGAGAUCAAGGGCUCACCGCUCCAGGGAUUCCUCUGUGGUCGGUGCUGCCCUGCCAGAAUCGUCGAGCAAAGCCCUUCACGUGACCCACCACCCUCUCGCGGUAGGGAAAGUCCGCCUUCCACGUCAGAGAUCCGUACCCAAACACCCAAAUCCUCUCGUCUUCUCCGCUGCAGUUUUGCAUCGUGAUCGCAUGUCCGUAACUAACUC
This is a messenger RNA of Geodia barretti, 2058 nucleotides long. The record is from the annotation of a GenBank genome assembly. Lineage: Eukaryota; Metazoa; Porifera; Demospongiae; Tetractinellida; Geodiidae.